AGUGAGCGUCGCUCGCCGCGUGAAGGUCGGCGUCGUUUGCAGCCGGCGGCGGCGGCGGUAGUUGGCGGAAUGGGACGUCCCAACUCCAACUUCUUUGAAUUUUGAAUAGUCAAAUUCCUCCCCUACACAAAAUCAUCUCCCAUUUGUUGUCAUUAUUCUUUAUUAUUAUUUUUUAUUUUUAAGAAAAAAGGGGAGCCGCCUUCUCUUGACCUUCUCCUCCUUCAAUUCCCUCCACCUGAUUCCCUUCUCGCAUCGCCAUUUCGGUCCGUUGACUCUUGCAGAUUGCGUUGCCCGGAGAGAGGAGGAGGAGGAGGAGGACGGGGGAGAUGAUGGCGGAUGCAUUUCAUCCGCCUCCGUCGGCGGCGGACUCCGGCCACGGCCCCGACGGCGCGGGGUUCCUCCGAGCACACGAGGCCUGGAAGGGCAACAAUGUUUUUGUUCUUCAAGGGAGGCUAAUAUUUGGACCUGAUGCGAGAUCUCUUCUCUUAACCCUACUGCUUAUCAUUGGUCCUGUUGCUGUUUUCUGUAUCUUUGUUGCCAGAAAAUUGAUUCAUGAUUUUCAGCAUCACUUGGGAAUCUUGAUAAUGGUCAUUGUUCUCGUAUUGACCUUAUCUGUUCUGAUUUUCCUGCUGUUGGUAUCAGCAAGAGAUCCUGGUAUAGUUCCUCGUAGUACUCACCCACCAGAUGAGAUUUCUCAAAACGAGGGACACGACUCACGAAUAAAAGAGGUGAUGAUCAAUGGAAUACCAGUGAAGGUCAAAUACUGUGGUACUUGCAUGCUAUUCAGGCCUCCUCGAUCUUCUCACUGUUCAACAUGCAACAACUGUGUUGAAAGAUUUGACCAUCAUUGCCCUUGGGUUGGCCAAUGCAUAGGAUUGCGGAACUACCGAUUCUUCCUCAUGUUCGUUUUCUCUGCAACUCUUCUCUGCCUAUAUAUCUUCAGCUUCUGCUGGGUCUAUAUUGCUAGAAUCAUGGAUGACAAGCAUGUCUCAGUCUGGAGAGCAUUAAUCAAAAGUCCUGCCUCCAUUGUGCUGAUAAUUUACUGUUUCUUAUCAGUUUGGUUUGUUGGAGGCUUGACCGUCUUCCAUCUUUAUCUCAUCAGCACAAACCAGACUACUUAUGAGAACUUCAGGUAUCGCUAUGAUGGACAAGAUAAUCCCUUUAAUAAAGGGGUCUUAGGGAACUUCAAGGAGGUAUUGUUCUCUCCAAUACCUCCAUCAAGGAACAAUUUCAGGGCCAAGAUACCAAAGGAGCCUCAGUUUCCUUCUCGAAGAAUGAAUGGCGGUUUUGCUGGCCAGAAUGGCUCCUUGAAAGAGUUUGUAAAUGUUGACAGAGAGAUCUACAUUAACUAUCGAACAGAACAUGGUGGGGGAUCAAUUUCUGAAUCAGAAAGAGUCAGUAAGGUGAAUUUACCGUACGAGCCUCAAAUUUCACACCUAAUGGAGGAUGGGAUUAUGACUUCUAGGACGAGUGAAGCCCUUGCCAGUACAGAAACGGAGAUGAAUCCAACUGGAGAUAGCGCAAAGGAAGAUAGUAUUAAUUCAUCUGGACAUAGCACAAAUGUAAGGAUUACUGAUGGUGGUUUUGAAAAUGAUCGCGCAUUGAUUGUUUUGCAUCGGAACUUUGAAGGGUGAGUGCAGGCUGGAAUAUGUCUAGUGAAGUUUUUGCAUUGCCGACUGGAGAUGAUGAAAUGGUACAUCAGAGAUUUGGGUACCUUAGGCAGAUUCACGAGACUGUCUGAAUCGGUGAAAUAUCUGUUGCUUUAUAUCAAAGAUAAAAGAAGACGAUGGAGAUGACGAGGAUACUUGUUGUAAAUGUUACUGUAUAUAUGGAUAGGCUGUCAGCUAAGAGCUGCAGUAAGGCGGCCAUCGUAUAUAAUAUACCGAUACAAAAUCCUCUUUGUAAGACUAGUAUCUCUUGAGACAUUGCAUGAUUGUGUAUUCCUUCGAAGCACUCUCUGGUUGUGAGGGUGUGGAGCUCACUUGAGUAGGAUUCUGAGUCAUAGACCAAGCCUUCGCCGCGUUUGCGUUCUUGUCAAGCGUCAACCUCCAUUAUUCAUUCAUGGAUUUCAUGUAUUGCCCUGUUCUUUUUAUUUAUUUGUGUUUCAGAGGUUA
This is a messenger RNA of Eucalyptus grandis, 2114 nucleotides long. Its product is annotated as probable protein S-acyltransferase 7. The transcript is spliced from 5 exons. The record is from RefSeq and is a predicted model, not a curated record. Gene Ontology annotation, cellular component: endoplasmic reticulum; Golgi apparatus. Gene Ontology annotation, molecular function: protein-cysteine S-palmitoyltransferase activity. Lineage: Eukaryota; Viridiplantae; Streptophyta; Magnoliopsida; Myrtales; Myrtaceae. The coding region runs from base 327 to 1634 and encodes 435 amino acids. Gene Ontology annotation, biological process: peptidyl-L-cysteine S-palmitoylation; protein targeting to membrane.